Molecule: messenger RNA, 5472 nt
Organism: Anoplopoma fimbria (sablefish)
Lineage: Eukaryota; Metazoa; Chordata; Actinopteri; Perciformes; Anoplopomatidae
Gene: nectin3b
Product: nectin cell adhesion molecule 3b
Exons: 6
Coding region: 51-1706 (551 amino acids)
Biological process (GO): homophilic cell-cell adhesion; heterophilic cell-cell adhesion
Cellular component (GO): adherens junction; apical junction complex
Source: RefSeq, a predicted model, not a curated record
CAUGCGGCCGACGCUCGUGUCCUGUAACAGAGACGGCACUGUUUUUGAAAAUGCGACCGUCUUAUCAGCGGAGUUACCUCGGGCAGCAGGGCAAGGUCGCAUUAAUUCACCUUUUAUGCAGUAUUACAGGUGUGUGGGGCAGUCAGGUGUUGGUGCCUCAGAGGGUGAAUGCUGUGCUGGGGAAGAAUGUGACAUUAGAGUGCCGGGUGGAAGUGGGCACAAACCUUACUCUUACUCAGAGUUCCUGGGAGCGCCGUCUGCCUUCAGGCUCUGUCACAGUGGCUGUCUACAACCCCCGGUAUGGCAUCUCCAUCCCUCCAGAGUUUAUCCAUCGCUUGUAUUUCCGCUCUCCCACCUCGCAUGAUGCCACCAUUGUCUUGGGAAACGUGGGCUAUGCUGAUGUCGGGAUCUAUACCUGUAAGGUUGCCACGUUUCCUCUUGGAAACACUCAAGCCUCCACUACUGUCAAUGUACUUGUGGAGCCCAAAGUCUACGUGUCUGCUGGUUCAUCUGCUCUGGUCGACGGUGGCAAUGAUACUGUGGUGGCCACUUGCAUUGCUGAGCGGGCCCGGCCCCCUGCUGAGGUGUCCUGGGAGUCCAACCUUUUUGGCCAGUCAGAAGUGCAGCUUUUUGACGAAGCCAACGGCACAACCAGCACACAAGUGAGCUACCUCUGGCAGCCCACACGUCACGUCCAGGGCCACACACUCACCUGUGUUGUCCGCCACCCGGCCCUGCAGAGUGACUUCAGGAUCCCCUACCAGCUCAAUGUGCAGUAUGCUCCUGAUAUAUCUGUUGUGGGCUAUGAUGGAGACUGGCAUGUUGGGAGAGAAAAUGUUCAAAUGACGUGCAAAGCAAACGCCAACCCACCGGCUAAUCACUUCAGAUGGACCAGAUUGGACAGUGAAAUGCCAGAAGGGGUGGAAAUAAUGAACAGCACUUUGCUCUUCCUGCGUCCCCUCCAGCGGAAUGACUCUGGAGUUUACAGGUGUGAGGUUGCCAAUGACAUCAACCUCCGCAGUCGGGAUGUGCGCAUUCUCAUACAAGAUCCUCCCACCAUGCCUUCCACCAUUACUGCUCCUGUCCUAACUGGCUCUGCCUCCUCCACAUUAGUCGAUGAUAAGGGGCAUGUUCUUCUCAGCUCCCCCACACUUGAAGCCCUACCUGAGAGUAAUCUUGGUUCCAUAGUGGGUGGGGCUGUGGGCGGGGCCUUGUUUCUGCUACUGCUGCUGUGUCUGGUUGGCGUGUGUUACCUACGGAAACAGCAAACCUUCCACGGGAACUACUACACCAAGCAGUACCUGGGCCCCGGGGACCUCCAGAAAGCCCCCACGCAGCAUGAGCUCCACCCUACUAAAGCUGGCAGCAGCUCCAACCAUCAGGACCACGACCGAGAGGAGUGGGGCGACCGCCAGCUCAAACAUGAGCGUGACCGUCGUCACCAUAGUAACUACAACGGAGAGGAGUAUCCCUCUAAUGGCUACACUAGGGCAAUGAGGGAGAGCAAUCAGCAGAAUCACCAUUGUGAACAAACAGAGUAUUCUAGUCCACGGCAGGCCAGAAGUGCCAGAUACCCUCAUUCACCUAAACCACAGAGAAACGGCCCCCCCUACCUGUCAGAUGACUGCUACGAUAGCGGGCCUGAGGGUGAUUAUGUCUCUCACACAGACGGCUCUGUCAUCUCACGUAGAGAGUGGUACGUUUGACAAGCUACCAGGAGCAGAGAAACGGAAAUCAGAAGGUUUAGUUAAUUGAAUUUCGAAGAAGCACAUUAUUUCUUUUCUGUUCGCACAUGUACACUUCUACUAAUCUCAAUUCUGUAGUUUCCUUGUUUUGUUCAAGUUUCCUGGUUGACACUUGAGACAUAAUGUUUCUGUUCUUGAUGUGGACAGACUGUAGACUCAUCAGACUUGACUGACUGUCAACAUCUUCAUGCCUACAGAAGUGGGCUUAUCUUUAGUAUGUGUGUAGAGACUAACUAAAGAUCAUGAUGUAUGUGCGGUCUCUGCCUUACUACAUGGACUGCCAAUGUAUUUAGUAUUACUGAUAUGUCUUUCAGUCGAGUUGAAGCCCUGGGGGCUUGCAGACCACAGAUGGUUGUUAGAGAAGGACGUUUUGUUUUGUUUCCACAAAUCAGCCUCCUCAGGCUAUGUGACACUUGCCCCUUUUUGUAUGUUUUGAUAUUGCUUACACUGAUUAGUUCAGAAGACUUCUGACCUCUGAAUAUGAAUGGCUGAUAUUCAUAAUGAUACAGAACCCAUGGGUGGAAGUAAUUUCAUGAAAUUCAGAGGAUCUCAGGUCCUUCUAAAACUCAGUAUGACACAGUAUAGGCAUAUAGGUUAAUUUAAAAAGAUGGAUUUAUCCCAGUGAGUAAUCAGAAUAACUUCAUAACUGAUGACCUCUCCACACCAAUUUAUAGUCAUAAAUUAUAUUGCACUGCCUUUUGCAAAACUUUAUACUGGACGACUACAUCAUUUGUUUUCUACCAGAAAUGUCUACCAAUUAUGUAACUUACCAUGAUGGAAGACUUGUGAGCUUGAGGACUUGACCGCCAGUGUCCUAAAAAUGUCCUUUUAAAACUGAUUGCAGUGUGGGAACCUUUAAGAGCAUUUCUACUGUAUGUCCUCGGGAGGGCAAGCAGGAUGUCUGCAUGAAUGAAGCACAGUCCACUGUAACAACAGACUGGGUUUAUCACACAGUCAAGCCUUGAUAUGCAAAUAUGCUACAAAAUUCUCGAAGUUUAGAUAAGCUUGAAUGAUAUUACUGCUGUUUAACAUUUGUGUGAUUUAUUGAUUUGGGGAAGAGUUUCUAGCUUGUUGUCCUCUUGAUUAGGCCUCAAACACAUCCUCCUGUUAUCUACCAGAUGGUAAUGGAUGUGUCUGAGAGUUUGCACUCUCUGAAAUUCAAGAGUGCUAUCAGCAGGGGUAUUGUUGAAAGCAGGCUACAGUACGGCAGGCACCAUACGCUGGCCUCCCAGUCACAAAGUAUUUAGUUGCACAAAGAAGUCAUUCAAGAGCGCCGCCAGUACCCCCGACCACAAAUAACCACUGAUGGACUAAUUUCAGUCAACUGUAGAAAAAGACACGACUGUGACACAAUCACAAUCUGAGGCAUUAAUAGGCUUAUUGUUGCUUAUCCAUGUGUGCAACUGCUGGCUCUAAUCAUGUUCAGAAGUUUAUAUUUUUUUUAUAUUAAGCAUUUAUUAUUACUACCAGUAUUAUUACAGUAAAAUAUAAAUUAUAAAGUCAAAUCAGGUCUUCUGUGAUGGAUGUGCUGUGACUGUUGCUUGCGGUUAUAAAAGACGCAGCACAGUCCUUAAUCACCAGAUGGGACAAACACUAAUUUAUUUAAUUCAUAGUUAUCCUUUGAGUAACCAUAAAAGAAUACACUCUAUGCUAUUUCUUUUUUUUUUUCUAAAAGGGAUUUCUGGCUGGAUUUAUUCAUUAGUAACCAGCCACAGUUAUUGCUAAUCAAGCCUCUCCCACGUCGAAGGCAUACCAAGUACUGUGAAUGAAGUGAGGAGAAAGUGUUUUAAUGUCCAUGUUAUUGGGCUAUGGAGCCCCAGUAGUUCAGGUGUCAAACUUGGAUAAAGACAUUCUAGAUUUAAAGAUAAAUUUCAGUUUUUGUACGUGAUCAAUUACACACAGUUAAAAUCUUUUGGCACAUGCACCUAUUUACCAGACAGCAUGGAGGAGAUCUAACAAUUUCUUUCAUCCACACUAGUGUUUGUGAAUACAUGCCAACUUUAGUAGUAUGGUCACUUAUACAAUAUUUGCUGCCAGAUGCCAAAUAUUUGUUUAACUUGUAUGUAUAAAUAUGAUGAUGACAGUCUCACAUAAGUAUUGCUGACUAGCUUACAACUGAUUAUAAGCUCAUAUAAAUGAUUAACGUAUCACUGUUGUAUACAGGGUAUUGUAGCCUGAAAUAGAAGUGAAAAGAUGCCUUAGGCCACUUUAGUAUAAUACAGUAACAGUUGUCAAAAUAAGAAUUAGUUAUAUUGUUAUGAACCCUCACUAAUUAUUUGUCAGGAUGUGAAUUUUGUGCAUUGAAUAGGCUGCCAUUCUCAUAGUGAGAUUUGAUAGUGUGUCACUGUAACUUGCAAGCAGAGAUGACCCGCACACUGCAGUUCAUGUUGUUUAAACACGUUUCAAACGCCGUGCAGUACAGCAGAACUCCUUUAUUUCCACAAACCGAAGCUUCCUAUUCUAAUGAGUAGCUACGUUUUAGUUGACUCCAAUUACUUUAACUUAAUUCCUCACUUACCACUAGUGGUGUGCAGAAAGUUUUUUUUUUUUUUUUUAUCCGUUGCCAAAAACUCUGGAUAAACUAUAAAACACACUGUUUCUUUGGUAGAAUGUAUUUCCAUGAUAAAACGUUUACAGUGUGGAUCACCCAAAAUAACAAUGUUUCUGGAAAGUGAUGCUGCUGGAAAAUGUCUUUCAUACAAUGUUUCAAUGUCAUGAGAUCCACAAAAAAAAAAUGUCCAUCCACCUUCAUUGUAUUGGUGUGGAGGACGAAAUCUGAGAGAACCUUAAAACUGUCUGCAUUAUUAGAUACCACCACAUGUAAGUGAGACUUUUUUUUGUGGUAAACUGACCCUUUUAAUGGAAGUGGCCAAAAUUAAGUGUACAUUUGGCAAUUUGUGAACCACAAAACCUUAUUUAGAUAGCUGAAUUAAAAGUAAGGUUUCGGGGGUGACUGUGCUGCUGAUGCCGAUUAAUUAUGCCUUUUUGGUCACUCUCACAUAAAUGCAGAGAAUAACAGGAAGCACAGCAGCAUAACCCCUUCUUGUGUUUGCUUCUAUGCACUAAGAAGGAAAUUCCACUAAUCAAUACACUAUUUUUGCUUGCCUUGUCAGUUUUCAGCUCUCACCUGGAUUAAUGAAGUUCUUUUUUACUGUGACUUUUUGUAUAAAGAUCAGUCACGUGUAUCUUUACCUUGAUAAAUGUCCUUCACUUUGGGUUGAGAAAUACAACUAGUGCCUUAGAUACCUAGAAGAAGAAAUGUAAGUGUUUUCUUAUCAUUGUUUACUUAUGGAUUUAAGAACUUGUUUUGUUGCUCUGUGAGAUUUAUUUGUUGCCUUUUUGUUUUUUUGCAUACUGUGUGUUAGGAGGACUCCAUAGUGCCAUAUUCCCUUUUCUGCCCCAGUCACCAUGACAGUUAAUGGUGCGCAGUAUAUUUGCAAAACUGGAGGCAUUAAUACACAUUAAAAAAACAAAACAAGACAAAGCUUGAAUGCAUUUUGAUGUAAAAUUAGUGAGAGCUUCUGGACUUCACUGAUUUCUGUCAGGGGUUUUGGUUUCUGUAUUUUCACUGUUGAGUUUUCACACCUUGUGUUCAUGUUUGUUUGUAUAUAAAAAAAGAAAAUACAAGUCUCUGGAAGGAAAAAAAUAAUAUUUAUGUCAGCGACAACAGUGGAGCAUUAUUUUGUCGAUCUUUUUGAGAUACUUUAGUUCAAUAAAGCACCUUAGC